Messenger RNA from Impatiens glandulifera, 2573 nucleotides. Its product is annotated as ribosomal protein S4, mitochondrial. The transcript has a single exon. Bases 1352 to 2419 code for a protein of 355 amino acids. The record is from RefSeq and is a predicted model, not a curated record. NCBI's taxonomy places the organism in Eukaryota, Viridiplantae, Streptophyta, Magnoliopsida, Ericales, Balsaminaceae. Gene Ontology annotation, molecular function: structural constituent of ribosome; rRNA binding. Gene Ontology annotation, biological process: positive regulation of translational fidelity. Gene Ontology annotation, cellular component: small ribosomal subunit.
GGUAGAAGCGAUGCGGGAUGGGAUAAAGAUUCUCUCCUUCUUUCUUCUAAGCUUGAAAGCCGAAUAUCUGUUUUAUCUCCCGAAGCUACUGCCUAAGGAAAGGAAAGCGAGGAUACUCCACUCCAAAGUGCAUAGAAACUUUCGUUCGGGUUAACCUAAUAUAAUAGAGCAAAUACCGACAACAGCUCCUGCAGUGCAGCUAAAAUCGAUGCGUCUAGGUAGGGGAAGGAGAGAGAGCUAAAGAGGCAUGAAGGAAGCAACUAGUCCCUUCUUUCUUGCCGAAGCUUAACGAAGGCCGACCACUACAUAGAGAGUACAAGCCCCCUACUUCUGGGGGAAAGGGGCAAGCCAAAACCUACCCCUAACAAGAAAAAAAGGCUUUUUUUUGGAGCGGACUACUUUAGGGCUUAUGUAAUAUAUAAAGAAGAGCCCUCUGUUGGCCUUUUUGUUUAAGGGCUGCUCGCCAUUUUCAUAGAAGGAAGUGGGAUAGUAGAGGUGAUUUUGGUAAACCAAUGCAUGAGCUGAGGCACCAAUGUCCCGCCGACCUUCGAAAAAGUAAGGUCGUAAAACGACUCAUAGAUAGUAAAAGUCGGGUCUCACAUAAGCAGAGGGGGAGACACAUUCAUGAAAAGCGAGAAAGCGUCCCGUGGGGGACUGACAAAGUAUUCGUAGAUCUUACUUAGGGGUAAGAGUAGGAACAUUUAUUAGUCCGUAUCGUGGGUCUACUUGUUACAAAAGGCGAACAUCCCCAUUCCAAAACAUUCACAUAGGUCCUCAGGCAGACAUCAAAAAGGGGACGAAAAGAGUCUAUUUACUUUUUUAUUUUUUACAAUAUUACGGAAUGUAUCAUGGCUCUAUCUAUUCAUCUUAAAAAAAUAAAAGAGUUCUGCAUCUCUCUCUCCGGGGCUGGGGGAACAAAUAGGCGUGGGGAAGAGGGAGAGGGGGGGGGCUACGAGCCCUCUCCCGUUGUUUGUUGGUCCUGCCCAUACCUUCCUUCCCCUUCUUAGGCCCGGUGAGGUCCGACGAGAUCAUAUUUUUAUCACGAAGAAGUGAUAGGAAGAGAAUACUGCUGGCGGUAGAUCUCUAUUCAUUACACUCCCUUAUAUAGUAAGGUGAAACCGAAAGUGCGCUCCUGCGCAUCAGCUGAUGAAAAAACGACCUAUGGGUGAAGAGCGAAAGGAAGCUUACCCUAUUAUUAAACAAGGGGUUAGUAAAAGGUUCCAAACCUAUCUUACUAAUAAUAAUCAAGGGGCAAGCCAAAACCUACUCCUAACAAGUUUCUGGAUCGAAGUAGGACAUUCUCCAUCCGCCGCCCGCAGCAGCAGAGGGGGUUCGAUUCCCGUUAUACGCGAUGUGGCUAAAAAGACUGAAAAAAAAGAUUUCCUUGCCUGCAUUAAGAUUUAAAACUUGUCGUCUACUUUCAGGAAAUGUUUGGAACGGAGAACUUACAAUAAUACAACGCCGCAUUCUCCGAAGAUUGAGAAACAAGAAGAGAUCUAUUAAGAGAAAGAUUUAUCCGAGAGAAAAUCUUAACAGUUACAUCCAAUUACAAACUACACGAAAGUUGCCCCUUUUUCAUGGGGAUUUACCCAUCACAGAGAUGCACAGAGGAACAAAACGAACUGAAUAUAUUUCUUUUCUACUCAAUCCAGAAACAAGAUCGGACGUUAUUCCGGUUCGUCUCCAUUUUUGUGAAACUAUUCCUCAAGCAAGGCAGCCGAUAAGUCAUCGAAGGGUUUGUGUGAAUAAUGGAAUAGUUAGCAUUACUCAUUUUAAAGUGUCUCACGGUGAUAUAAUAUCUUUUCAAUCAAAUGAUGCGAGAACCCGCGGUGAAGAAAUAAGAAGAUCUUUCUAUAUCGAAAUAUCAGUUGAAAAAAUAAUAGGAAAAUUCCUGGAUCACCCGGUCAGAAUGUGGAAAAGAACCAAAACAGAAUGGUUCCGCCUAGUCAAAACUAAGAGGGGAUGCCACCUACUACUAUUUGAUCGGUUUUUGCAACAGUUGCGUUCUUCUAUGCAAGAAUCAGACUUAGAAAUUGGAUCCGAAAAAGUCUGUUUAGGCAGUUUCUUCGCUGAGCACAACAGAAUGAAGAGGAAUUUGUAUCAUUUCAAAUCCCUAUUCUUAUCAAAGAGAAGGAACAAGAAAAACCGAAAUAUCCCUACUCGAAGAAAAAGUCCUAUAGUUUACAACUCUUCUUUAUAUAGUAAUUCGACCUAUUGCUCCGCAUCCCCCCAUCAGUUUAAUAUGAAGAGAAAAAAAAAAAGGAUCGAACUACCUACUCAUUAUUCGGAGGUGAAUCAUAGAACACUAAAAGCUGUGGUAUCUUAUGGACCUAACAUAGGUCACAUCCCUCACGACAUAAGAUUGAAAGAUCCAAACCUUCCUCUUCGUAGCGGGAACGGACGUGGUCAAAACAUAUAAAGAUUGGCUCGCUCAUAAGGACAUAUCUAUCCAUGAAUUGAUCUAGACGCACCUCUAUCCGGAUAGAUAUGUCCCCAUAUAGAUAGGUAUGUAUCUCCGUGGAUAGAGAUAAAGAUAGGGAUCCAUCUAGAUCUUGAUUCACUAUUUUCUUUUU